AUGCUGCAGAAUACCAUGGAUUUGUUGGAACUUGAUUUGCUUUCUGAUUCGGAGUUGCAUUCAACAUGCAGUGCAUUCUUUGGGGGCAGGAAAAGCAUGGCCGCGCAGCGAACACACAGGGAGCUUGCUCCCACAUAUGCUGCGGGAAAGUCCUCGUGCCUUGGGGCAGAAAGUGCCACUGGGAGACCGGAAGACCUUGACUUUGGGGCUUACAGCGAAGCAAACGCAGAGUUGUGGUCCUGGUGUUUUGGUCCUUUGCAGCAGCAAAGUCAUGCCAUGAGCGUUUUCAAGAACGCCAACCGAACGGGGCUCACUCUUUCCAUGCCCUCUUCUCAGACUUGGUUUGUAUUUCUCUGCACAGAUUGA
Molecule: messenger RNA, 366 nt
Organism: Cladocopium goreaui
Lineage: Eukaryota; Dinophyceae; Suessiales; Symbiodiniaceae
Source: the annotation of a GenBank genome assembly